This is a messenger RNA of Ogataea angusta, 1578 nucleotides long. RefSeq lists its product as uncharacterized. Gene Ontology annotation, biological process: transmembrane transport; carbohydrate transport. The coding region runs from base 1 to 1578 and encodes 525 amino acids. The record is from RefSeq and is a predicted model, not a curated record. The transcript has a single exon. Gene Ontology annotation, molecular function: carbohydrate:proton symporter activity. Gene Ontology annotation, cellular component: membrane. NCBI's taxonomy places the organism in Eukaryota, Fungi, Ascomycota, Pichiomycetes, Pichiales, Pichiaceae.
AUGAGUGGCUCAUUCAACCUGGCGGGAGAGAAAGUCUCUGCCGCUCUUCCAAACGACAAUCGCAAAUGGCACCAGAGACGCAAUCUCGUGAAGCUGAAUUUCUAUAUGUUCAGCUUCAUCCUCUACGCUGCAGCGAUCGGCUACGACUCUGCGCUGACGAACGCAAUACAAGCUCUGCCUCAAUGGCAGGAGUUCAUGGGGUAUCCCACGGGAACCUGGCUAGGAUUCAUCAACUCGUGUCCGUUUAUUGGCACCUGCGCUAUUAUUUUCUUCGUGCCUUAUUUUUGCGACAGGUUUGGCCGCAAAAUCGUGAUAUUUGCAACCUCGUUUUUCAUUUGGAUCGGCGCCAUAGUGGCCGCGUCGGCCAAGAACAAGGCGGCGUACAUUAUGGGACGGAUCAUGAUUGGGUUUUCGUUCGCGUGCAACUACGCCGCCUCGCUGUAUAUCAACGAGAUGGCUUUUCCAACCACCAGAGGAAAGUUUUCGGCGGCCUACCAUUCGAUGUUCUAUUUUGGCGCGCUGAUGGUGGCAUGGAUUGUUUUUGGCACGAGAUCGCUUCCAAACAGCAACAGCUGGAGAAUUCCGCUUGCGUUGCAGGCGUUUCUGCCCUCUGCUCUCAUGCCAUCUCUGCUGAUGGCCCCCGAGUCACCCAGAUGGCUUGCAUUCAAGGGAAGACUGAACGAGGCACGAGAAAUCCUCAUGAAAUACCAUGCAGACUACGAGGAAAUGUACGUCCCGCUCGUGGACCUUGAGAUUGCCGAGAUCGUGGCUUCCAUCGAGGCACAGAAAGCCAACAACGUGGCGUCCUGGAGAUCGCUCGUGGCCACUCCCGGAAACAGAAAACGGAUGUUUGUUGGCUGCUUCACAGCUGCCUCGUGCUCCUGGUGCGGUACAGGAAUUGUCUCGUCGUAUCUCAGCACGGUGCUGGACGCCGUGGGAAUCACAAACACUCUGCAGAAAACCCUCAUCAACGCGUGUCUGCAGCUGUCCAACUGGCUAUGCGCAAUCACUGGCGUAAUGCUGGUUGACAAGGUGGGAAGACGGACGCUUUUGCUAAUGUCCAUGAUCUCCCUGUUCAUUUUCUACAUUCCGCUAACUACCAUCACCGCCGUGUACCAAGAAACAGGCAAGAAUGUGGGCCAGGGCAUCAUCGUGUUUAUCUUCCUAUGUCUGGGAUUCAACAACGUCGCUUUCAGUCCCCUUGUCACGGCAUACCCGGCAGAGCUGUGGCCACAGGCGACGAGAUCAAAAGGGCUUUUUUCAGCAAUGUUUGUCCUCAAUGCCACCACGUUCUUCAACAUUUUCGUCAACGGAAUAGCCCUAGACGCAAUCCAUUGGAAGUACUAUUGUGUGUAUCUCGGAGUGCAGCUGGUGAUCAUCGGAGUCAUAUAUUUUGUUUUUCCGGAAACCAGGGGUCACUCUCUGGAGGAGAUUGCACUUAUUUUCGAUAAGGACGAUGUCACACAGAACGCGCUGGGAUCGAUCCAGGUGAUCAAAUCAAAGACUGGCGGCGGCAAGGUGGAGGCCAUUGUGUCUGUGACGGAGGUGCCCGUCGGCUCUGAUGUAAGCCAGGUCUAG